This is a messenger RNA of Daucus carota subsp. sativus, 718 nucleotides long. Its product is annotated as protein SAMBA. Gene Ontology annotation, molecular function: anaphase-promoting complex binding. Lineage: Eukaryota; Viridiplantae; Streptophyta; Magnoliopsida; Apiales; Apiaceae. The coding region runs from base 124 to 450 and encodes 108 amino acids. The transcript is spliced from 3 exons. The record is from RefSeq and is a predicted model, not a curated record. Gene Ontology annotation, biological process: negative regulation of organ growth.
UUGAGAAAUCCAAGAAAAUCAUCACACCUUCUGUACACCAAUUGGUCGCUUUAAAUUAAGCGGCUAUUUUUACGGAAUUUUACGAGUGGUAAAAAUUAUUUAUUACUCGAUACUAAUCGGAAAAUGAGUAACUCAUCAUUAUCAACCUCGCCGGCGCGUUCAUCAAUCUCUACGACGGCGAUCGUCGGAGCAAAUGGUCCGGCGAUGCCCUCCGAUGAUUUUCACUUUCCGGCUGAUCUCAUCUCCUUUCAGGAUCGCAAAGACGAGGCUCUUCUUGUUCUGAAGGCUGACCUGAUGUCGGCACUUGCAAAAGAGGUGAAAUCCUUAGAUGAAGAUAAUUGGAUGUUUGAAGGACCUCGAUCUCGUAUUAACCAUAUAUCAAAGCCAGGUGGUUUUCUCAGCAAGCGUACAGAAAGUUUGAAGAUUAGCUUGGCAGUUAAAAAAUUAUGAUAAAAACUUAAGAUAGUGGCGCCCAUUGUUAUUGUAUUCUAUUGCUGUAGCAGGAGAAAAUGUAGCCAUAGCUAUGGAUUUCGUUUACUCGAUCACAUAUCUGAAGUAUGUUCAUGUCAUAUCCUGGCUCCAUGUACUUGAGCUACUCGUUCGCUUGCUAUCAAUUUUUUUUGUCAAAGAGUAAUCGUUCAGUAUGUCAUUAGCCUUGCAGUAUUAAAUAUCAUAUAUGUAAUUAUGAACUUGAAAGUGAUGCAGAAUUUUUGUUGAA